AUGGAUUCAUCUAAGGUUCCUGUCAAAUUGGCUAAGGUCAUCAAGGUGCUCGGUCGUACCGGCUCUCGUGGUGGAGUUACUCAAGUUCGUGUUGAGUUCAUGGAUGACACUUCCCGUUCCAUCAUCCGUAACGUCAAGGGACCUGUUCGUGAAGAUGAUAUCUUGGUUCUUCUCGAGUCUGAGCGUGAAGCCAGAAGAUUGCGUUAG
Messenger RNA from Schizosaccharomyces japonicus yFS275, 207 nucleotides. RefSeq names its product 40S ribosomal protein S28. Gene Ontology annotation, molecular function: structural constituent of ribosome. Gene Ontology annotation, cellular component: ribosome; nucleolus. The transcript has 2 exons. NCBI's taxonomy places the organism in Eukaryota, Fungi, Ascomycota, Schizosaccharomycetes, Schizosaccharomycetales, Schizosaccharomycetaceae. Gene Ontology annotation, biological process: ribosomal small subunit assembly; maturation of SSU-rRNA; translation. The coding region runs from base 1 to 207 and encodes 68 amino acids. The record is from RefSeq and is a predicted model, not a curated record.